AUGGAUGGUUUUGUAGACAUGACUGCCAUUUGUGUUUUCCUUACUAGGAACCUAGUACCCACUUUGUUAGCCGAUGUCUAUUAUCACAUAAGUCAUAGGUAUACUAAGAAGAAGAGAUUGAUUGCUCGUUGUGCUCCUUUAUUGUAUCAAUGGUUUUUAGAACAUCUUCCGAAGACAGAUGCUUGGGUUGAACAGUCAGAUGUUAGUUGGCCUCAGAGAUUGGGAUCACUCCGAUCUGAAGAUCUCUCUUGGUACUCCAAAGAAUAUAUCAACGUAGACAUCAUAUUCAGUUGUGGAGAUUUCCCAAAUCUACCGCUCAUUGGAACUCAAGGAUGUAUGAAUGCUAAUCCAGUUCUAUCACUCAGACAACUCGGUUACCCAAUGGAAGGCCCUCCAGAGGCAAAUUCUUUGGAAGCUUUCUUGUUACUUGACUUUGGGGCUGAGAAUCCUAGCUUAUUCCAGCGAAUCAAAGAAGCUUGGAAGAAUAUCAAUCGAAAAGGGAAAGUUGAGUUAGGGAGAGCAAAUGGGAUUACAAAAGAACCAUAUUUUCAGUGGGUAAAGGAAAGGGUGCAAAUAAUUAAAAUGCCAUUUGUCAUUCGGACACCUAUACCUCUUCCUAAACCUAAGUUCACCCAUGUCCCUAUUGAAGAAAUAGAGGAACUCAAGACCGCCAUGGCAAAGCUAGAAAAAGAGAAUGAAGAGCUGCAGACAAAACUCCAACAAACCAUAAAUGAGAAAAAUAAUAUGAAGUGGGAGCUUGAGAGAAAAGAGGCACAACUUCAAGCCCACGUGGAAAAGUUCAACAAGGAAGAGCAUAAGAGAAAGAAGAUCAAAGUGGGAUUAGAAUAG
Molecule: messenger RNA, 849 nt
Organism: Lathyrus oleraceus (garden pea)
Lineage: Eukaryota; Viridiplantae; Streptophyta; Magnoliopsida; Fabales; Fabaceae
Exons: 1
Coding region: 1-849 (282 amino acids)
Source: RefSeq, a predicted model, not a curated record